AUGCAAUUCGACUCGUUGACUAUGGUUCCUCGGAACCUAAAGGAGGCCAUUGACUGGUUGCUCGCCACGGAGGUCAAUGAGGAUUCAAAAAUCUGGUGGUCAAUGGGUCAGGCACUUACCAGUCUGUUCGAACGCCAGCCUGCUGGCGUGAAGGUGUUGCCAGCCCUUGAGGUCAUAAAACAGGUUAGUAAGGACUUCCUGGAGCAGAAAGAGCUCAGGAGCCUGCCAUUCGUUAAAAGUUUGCUGCAAAAAUUCUAUCAGCCCAAGAGUAAUACUACCGGCGAUGGCCCUGAAAUUCAAAAGAAGCACGUCGGAUCGGCCAGGGGUGUCGGUCCGAGAACCAUGGCAAGGAGCGUAUGCAGAACUUUGUAUGUUUGCGAUUUGUUCUUGGAUGAUAUAAAACAUCCCGACCAGUACACUUCUGCUUACGAUUCCGAAGUGACGUGGUUUGGAUCGUGCAAGGAUAACCCGGAGGCUUGCGCAGUGGUCUUCGUGGGGAUUGCGCCUAUGUUAUACGCAGGCCUACGUUCUUUAAAGGAAGCGAGCAAAGCUGCAUUGGAAGAAGGGCCGGGCUCUAAGGCAGAAUUACGUUUGGCAGAGUUGUUGAAAGCCGUGGGUUACGACGAGCCGGAAUGCAAAGAGGACUUAACUGCUCCAGAUGUCCACAAGGCUUUGAGAGGUGUAGAUAUGCCAAUGUUGUACACAAUCUACGACUUCGCUGGAGUCUGGGGCUUCUAUUGA
Babesia ovata is the source of this 741-nucleotide messenger RNA. RefSeq lists its product as uncharacterized. The record is from RefSeq and is a predicted model, not a curated record. The coding region runs from base 1 to 741 and encodes 246 amino acids. The transcript has a single exon. NCBI's taxonomy places the organism in Eukaryota, Apicomplexa, Aconoidasida, Piroplasmida, Babesiidae.